ACAAGCUGACAGAGCGCAUUGCGCAAAUCAGCGGAGUUGUGUGUGCAUGUUACACGGUUAAACAUGUUAAAAAGCUUUUCUGAAAUUUUAGUUUUAUGUUCCAUUCGGUUUACAAAUUGUUUUAUAAGAACUGAUAUAUUAAACUUUUCUCCGUCUUGAUUAAGUGUGAAUAUUAGUAAAAUAAAUAGUGAAUAUUUUGAUUUUUAUUGUUACUAGUGAUAGUUCCAGAAACAACAAUCACCAUGCCUAAAGGAAAGAAAAAGGGGAAGUUCGAGCACAGAAGAACAGAGCUUCCAUACUCUUCAGAUGAAGAUGCAGGAAUUGAUAUGACAAAUGACAACUGUUCCGAAACAUCAGGACAGUCUGAUCUCAGAAGCAAUCAUGAUGAAGCAGAAAACGAGUUGCAAGAGAAAUUCGAAGAAAAGGUUCUAGAAAUUAUUGAUGCGCUGAGCGCCAGAUCGAACGCGGCCCGCGCUUCCGCGCUUGUAGCGCUGCGGAACGCUUUACAGCGGCGGUACUUGGCUGCUUUGCUGAGCGGACAGCGGGCGACGUUAGCUGACCACGUUACUAGAGCGCUGAGGCGCGGCAAAGAUGGAGAAAAGAAGGCAGCUGCAGCUAUUGCACCAGUUCUGGCUUUACAAAUUGGUGAUGAAGGAAUAGAAGAAUUCAUGAGUGAAGUUCGCCCCGCGCUUAUCGCAGCGGCCACAGACAAAACCGCAUCGCUCGAUACACGCACUGAAUGUUGUUCAUCACUUGCCGUACUCUGCUAUUUAAUGGAAGAUGACCUUGCGGAAAUAUUGGAGGUUAUGCGAGUCUUUGAAACCAUCUUCAGUGGCAGUUACCUCAAGGGUGACGGCAGCGUGAAAGUGUCGGGGUCGGUCAUAGAGGAAGGCGGGUGGCACGCGGCGGCCGUAGACGGCUGGGCGCUGCUGCUGGCUCUCAUCUCACCGGACCACGCCCGCUCACUGCUGAAGGACCACGCGCCGUCUUUCGACCGGCUCGCUGAUUUGCUGUCCGCUUGUAGCUUGGAGGUGCGCAUGGCGGCGGGCGGCGCGCUGGCGGUGGCGCACGAGCGCGCGACGGCGGACGGCGAGGAGUGGGCCGGCGGCGCCGAGCUGGCGCCGCGCCUGCACGAGCUGGCGCGCGACUCGCACAAGUUCCGCGCCAAGCGCGACCGCAAGCUGCAGCGGGCCACCUUCCGCGAUAUACUCAAGUACUUUGAGGAGGGCGAGGUGCCGGAGCUGCGCGUGCGCAUCGGCAGCGAGUGCGUGACGUGCGACAGCUGGGCGGCGCGCGGCGCGUACAGCGCGCUGGCGGGCGCGCUCGGCGCCGGCCUGCAGCCGCUCGCGCCGCACUGCGCCGCGCUGCGCGCCGCGCUGCGCCUGCCCGACCCGCUGCCCGACCUGCCCAGGCCGCAGCGCGCCAACAAGCUGCAGCGGCACCUUCAAAACAACGCGGCGUGCAAGGCUCGCACUGUGGCGAGAAAUAAGAACAGAGACAAACGCUCUGCCGCACUUGCUAUAUGAAAACACUAAUUGCUUACAUUUACUUGUCACUUCAAUAAUCACAGUUUUAUUAAUUAGUUUUUUUUUGUUGGUAUUUGGAUUAAAAAUAUGUGGUUAUAUUUUUUUCGAAUAUACUAAAUAAUAAGUUUUGAAUUGUAUU
Messenger RNA from Zerene cesonia (dogface butterfly), 1665 nucleotides. It is a transcript of the gene Ifrd1, whose product is annotated as interferon-related developmental regulator 1. The transcript is spliced from 9 exons. The record is from RefSeq and is a predicted model, not a curated record. The coding region runs from base 243 to 1526 and encodes 427 amino acids. NCBI's taxonomy places the organism in Eukaryota, Metazoa, Arthropoda, Insecta, Lepidoptera, Pieridae.